This is a messenger RNA of Liolophura sinensis, 1851 nucleotides long. RefSeq names its product carbohydrate sulfotransferase 15-like. Gene Ontology annotation, biological process: hexose biosynthetic process. NCBI's taxonomy places the organism in Eukaryota, Metazoa, Mollusca, Polyplacophora, Chitonida, Chitonidae. The transcript has 7 exons. The record is from RefSeq and is a predicted model, not a curated record. Gene Ontology annotation, molecular function: N-acetylgalactosamine 4-sulfate 6-O-sulfotransferase activity. The coding region runs from base 5 to 1315 and encodes 436 amino acids.
CAAGAUGUGCUUAUUGAAGGUCAGACGCAGUAUGGUGCGAACUAUUUUAAGCCAAUUGGGAGGUGUAAGUGUUCGGGCCAGACGAUUUUUUUUGGUUUUGUGUCUUGCUGGUGCCGUGGGUGUUUUUUGUCUCCACAACGCAAUGUUUUCGGUCAAAACUUGGAUGAAGAAGGAUGUGUUGACAUCUGGGACUAUUGUACGUAACAGUCCCAGGUUGACAUCUACUAUAUCCCGCGCAUCGGACGAACCCAGUAAUUCAACGAUAGGUAACGGAGAGUUGUACGACAGUGACAUUUUGUCAACGCGGCCAAUAAAUUAUUUACACAGCUUCAAAAAUCCGUGCUGGCAUGAGCGUUUAAAAUACGGAUCAAAUGUCACAGAAUCUCGUGGAAACUUCCAUUGCCUUCCAUACUUCUUCAUUGCUGGUUUUGCUAAAUGCGCAUCGACCGAUCUGUAUUAUCGGGUCAUCGCGCAUCCGGAAGUAGUACCACCUCGUGGGAAAGAAUGUCACUGGUGGACCAGGGAGAGGUUUGAUCCAAAGUCUUCACUUCGGUCAUUUGAGGAUUACUUGUCGUUUUUGCAACCAGCUACCGAUCAAAUAUUUAUCGAGUCAGAACGACAACAUAACAAGUUUAACAGACUGGUGACAGUUGACGCCAGCGGCUCAACGUUGUGGGAUAACUUCUACUGGAGAGAAAUUCCAGAAAAUGACGCCUCCGCGGAAGAGCCUCGCUUUCGCAACUCACACUGUCUCAAGCACAUCCUUCCUAAAGCCAAAUUUAUUGUUUUGCUGAGAAAUCCUACAGAAAGGAUGUGGUCUGAAUAUCUCUAUCUAUCUCCAAUGUACGGCAAAAAUUUGUCCGCUGUGAACUUCCACGACAGAGCUGUGGAGUCAGUGACGACGUUUAAGUUGUGCCUACAGACUCGCAGUCUGAAUGCUUGUUUGUACGACAAAGAUGUCAUAAAUACGAUGCGAUUGCGCCUUCAUGUGGGCUUGUAUGGCCCCUACAUCCGUCGAUGGUUGCAAGUCUAUCCGCCUGAUCAGUGUCUUUUUCUACAAACCGAGGACUACUCUAAGAAUCUCCGUCAGAGUCUGAAAAGGGUGUUUUCGUUCCUAGAUCUAGUUGAUCUUUCGGAUACAGAAUUGGAUAACAUUGUUUCCAUGACAAACAGGAACCAGAGAUUUCCUGAAUCACAGGAAAUUGGUGACAUGUGGAACGUAACACACCAACUGCUGGAUCAGUUUUAUGAGGCCUCGAACAGAGAAUUGGCUUCCAUACUUCAAGACGACAGAUACCUUUGGAAAAGCAAUUAGCUUAGAGCUCUACCUCUUCAUUAUACUUAGAGGCUUCAUUACUGAAGACAAUGAAGCCUGAUGCUGUCCAAUUUAAACUAAUUUUUUCAUCUGCCUACAUUCACUGGCUGUCAGCCCAAGAAAGCCUUGCGGCAUGUGUCGUCUAUUUACGGAAUGCAUUCGAUCUACACCUCGAGAGCUCUGCACCCAUUGUAUGAACAUGGCUAUACACGACUUGAAAUAUAAGCAUACAAUAAAUAUUUUAAGGUUUGCUUUAUAGCCAUAGUACAUCACCGAAGAUAUUACAGCAGGUAGGGGAGUAUACUUUGUCCAGUUUAAUGAAGUUUUUUUGUUUGUUUGUCAACCUGUCCCAACCGUCUCUGUCCAGAUCACAAGCCUUUUACCAAAUCAAGAGUUCGAAUCUUCUCUGUUUCUUUCGUAACGUUUUCGCAUUAUGGAAAAGACUAUAGCAUAUAGAGUAAAACCGGAUCAUCAACCACAGUAUAAUACUUGGCAAAUGGACACAUGCAACCUGUGAAAUCCGCCCUCUUGUUUGU